Molecule: messenger RNA, 926 nt
Organism: Corvus hawaiiensis (hawaiian crow)
Lineage: Eukaryota; Metazoa; Chordata; Aves; Passeriformes; Corvidae
Product: cytochrome c oxidase assembly factor 7
Exons: 3
Coding region: 84-779 (231 amino acids)
Cellular component (GO): mitochondrial intermembrane space
Molecular function (GO): protein binding
Source: RefSeq, a predicted model, not a curated record
GCGGCCCCCGGGGGCGGGGCCGAACCGAACGCUCGGCGCUCGCGGGAGCCGCCGCAGCCAUCGCCCCGUGACCCAGCGCGGCCAUGGCCGGGUUCAUCAACUUCGCGGACGAGGAGGAGGUGCGGGCGUACCUAGAGAACCUGCACGUGGAGUACAGCUACCAGUGCUUCAGGGAGAAGGAUCCGGACGGCUGUCAGCGCUUCGCCGAUUACCUGGACGCCGUGAAGAAGGACUUCGUGGCGGCGGCGCGGGUGCUGCGCGACAACUGCGAGGCGCACGGGCACAGCGAGAGCUGCUACAAGCUGGGGGCCUACCAGGCCCUCGGCAAAGGUGGACUCGACCCAGAUUUGAAAGCUGCCUACAAAUCUUUCAUGAAGUCAUGUGAGAAAGGUGGGAAGAAGUCAGCAAAUGCGUGUCACAGUGCUGGGCUGCUGGCCCAAGACGGAAGAGCCAACAAUGAUCUACCCGACCCUGUUGCUGCUAGAGACUAUUACACAAAAGCCUGUGAUGGCAAUUUUGCUCCUAGCUGCUUCAACCUCAGUGUGCUGUACCUGCAGGGAGCACCUGGGGUGCCCAAGGACAUGAGCCAUGCCUUGAAGUACUCGCUGAAAGGCUGUGAACUGGGGCACGUAUGGGCUUGUGCCAACGCCAGUCGCAUGUACAAACUGGGAGAUGGUGUUGAGAAGAAUGAUGCUAAGGCAGAGGAUCUGAAAAACAGGGCUAAACAGUUGCAUAAAGAACAGAAAGAAGCUGCAAGUUCUCUAACAUUUGGGGUGUAAAACUGGCAGUUGCAGGUAUUAAGACUGUGGUUUUUAAAUGGCAAGUGAACUUGUUAUUUAAAUUGUGAGCAUACAGUUUUCACUUAAGUAAAUGUCCUGUAUUUGGAUAUGUAAAUAAAAUUGUAUUUUUGCAGAUGCAACAAAUGA